Molecule: messenger RNA, 2504 nt
Organism: Amyelois transitella
Lineage: Eukaryota; Metazoa; Arthropoda; Insecta; Lepidoptera; Pyralidae
Exons: 11
Coding region: 955-2202 (415 amino acids)
Biological process (GO): proton transmembrane transport
Cellular component (GO): proton-transporting V-type ATPase, V0 domain
Molecular function (GO): proton-transporting ATPase activity, rotational mechanism
Source: RefSeq, a predicted model, not a curated record
UUGACGCGCUCAACCAAUAGCAGCGAAGAAUCUAAGACGCGAUUUCAGAGAUUUCACGGAUUGGAGCUAUAUAUACAACCUCCGACACAACAUCGUCGGAGCCGCGGUUCCCCAGGCAUAACACCUAGCCUGGCGGAAGAUCUUCCCUUUGGUGGCGGUCGAGCCGAAUCAUCGCUCCCGCUACAUUGGUGACCCCGACGUGAUUGGAAGUAACCUUCUCCAUCAUCAUCAACUCCAAUCCUCAGCAUCACUCCUCACUCUGCAAGCAGUCUCACAGCAAGUCAGCAACUGGGUAUCGCAGCAGGUCCAUUGCAGCCAACGCAACGAGCUUCCUGGUCCUGUCUCCACCCGCACUCACUCUCAUCGCCUUCAGCGACCGACGCAUCUACCGCAGCCCACGCCUGGAUCUCUUCGACGGCCUCUCUUCUCUCCAGCGUGGCAGCUCUGCACGAUAUCUACCGGCGGCCAACAAGUCGACUUCGCUCUCUACUGUCUCGACUCACCGCAGACUACGAGCAACGCAACGGCUCACUCCUGACUCACUAGGACUUCGUGCAACUUCCGACUCACUGGUAGACAACUGGCACUUGCAAGCUACCGAAGCACAGAUUGCACAGCAAGAUCAAGACUUCAGACCUCCGGUCUUUGGGGGGAGUACUGUGGCGACAUCUCUACGCCACUCGUCACAACAUCCAAUCAAACAACUACUGUCAAUCAUAGCGAAGAAAUUGACGCGCUCAACCAAUAGCAGCGAAGAAUCUAAGACGCGAUUUCAGAGAUUUCACGGAUUGGAGCUAUAUAUACAACCUCCGACACAACACCGUCGGAGCCGCGGUUCCCCAGGCAUAACACCUAGCCUGGCGGAAGAUCUUCCCUUUGGUGGCGGUCGAGCCGAAUCAUCGCUCCCGCUACACACAUAAAUGUAAAGUAGUUAGGGAAUACCGCGUGUGGAUCAUGUUGGCUUCCUUCCACAUGUGGCUUGUAUGGGUCAUUGUUUAUUCUUCGCAAAUUCAUCCAAUUCAGGGCCCAAUUUUUAGUAACACCACGUUGACUUGGAUUUCAGUUUACUGGGGUAACGGCGAAGGGAUAGGAGUCAUUGAUUUAAACAGAACCUCAGCUCCAACAACAACGACAAUAACCCCACCUCCGACACUUACUAUUUAUACCGCUGAGAAAACUGCUCCCUACGGCGUAGGGUUCCAGCUGGAGCAAGCGGAGCAAACAAAAGGCGGGUUCGAAUUUGAGCUGCAAACCACGCAGCCGAUACAGGCCGAAGAACCCUACAAGGCGCACGUCUAUCUUCAUACUGCACACACAAUACUAAAUUCUAAUUCUCGAUACGUGAGGAUCACCAUUGACGACACGAUCAAACAAGUUGAUAUAACGGAAAGAGAAGAAGGAUAUGAGACCACGAUGCACGUUCGGGAAACCAAGCAGCUAGAAACAGCGCUGUUACUUACCAACCAGUCCUUCACUAGAUUCUGGGUGAAAUGGGAAGACAAUAUUAUCACCCUAGGCCAAGAGAGUACAGUAAUUAUUUACACGAAUGUAUCUAGCCCCGACUUCAAACCAGUAACAGGAUAUUGUUAUGCUAAGUGGGCAAAUUGGCGGAUAUUUAAUGGAGCCCGACAACUGCGAAGUCGGGAACAAGUGAGUGGCGGCGCCGCGGGCGGGCUCUCGGGCAGCGCUGCCGAAGAUGGAGCCUUUAAAAGUGGAGGUCGAAAACACCACUACGAUGAAAUACCUGGCACACAUUCAACUACGUCAGGCUAUGUCAUUGUUGAGUCCCAUUACAAAUUCUUCAUGGCCCAAAGCGAACCCAUCCAGUUCGGAGUGCUCCUGGAAGGAGGGAUGUACCGGGAGUUCUUUGUUCUGCUGACUACGGUGGACGUGGUCUCGCAGCCGAAUAUAUUGAUACAUAUAGGAGCCUAUGAGGGCAGUACUUGUUUAAUUAGCAAAAACUACGAAGUAGUAAAGGAAGUCGGUUGUAAGCUGGAUUGGAAAAUAAACCGUUAUCUUAUGUUUUGGAUAUGGCAUAAUAACGGUGAGAUAUCAGUUGUAUCAGGAUACGAGACUCCGGAUCAAUAUGACCCCAUCGUGACCUGGACGGAUCCUUCCCCUGAUGUCUAUCAUUUCUAUGGUCUUCGGACAAUUAUCGGAGAAACAAUACCCAUGUUCAUAGCAGGCGACACUCAAUACUAGUAAUUUUGGUGUGAAAUAAUUAAGUUCAUUACGUAUUAUAAAUUCAUAUCCAAUUUUUGUAAAGUGGUUAUUAUAUUUUAGGAGUAUUACUGCCCAGUUACAAAUGUUAAGUUUAACAAGAGUCAUAAUGCUUAAGUAACUGUUGAUGUGGCUAUUAUAUUUUGGGAGUAUUACUGCCCAGUUACAAAUGUUAAGUUUAACAACGUUAAGUUUCCAAAGGAUUCUAUACUUUUCUACUAGAUAUCUCCUCUCUUGUCAUAUUAUUAGCGGCAAAUUAAAUAAAUAUUUGAAUAUUAUUUUAA